This is a messenger RNA of Equus quagga, 4232 nucleotides long. It is a transcript of the gene LINS1, whose product is annotated as lines homolog 1. The record is from RefSeq and is a predicted model, not a curated record. NCBI's taxonomy places the organism in Eukaryota, Metazoa, Chordata, Mammalia, Perissodactyla, Equidae. Bases 242 to 2521 code for a protein of 759 amino acids. The transcript is spliced from 7 exons.
CGUUUCUGGGGUAGGGAAGUUAUUAAAAUGUUAAGCAUUAGAGCACGGGCAGUGUUUUUGUUUUUGCUGGGAAACUGGGGGCCGGGAAAGGGCUGCAUUCCCAGGUAACCACCCUGAAAAUAAAGCUCUGCUUAAUAAGGUUUUACUGAAGAAACAUCUUAGUGAUUCGUCACAUUUCUAAGAUUAAUAUUCACACUUUGGAGUUGUCAGCCUUCUUAUAAAAUAUAUUUUGGCAAUCAAAAUGAAAAGUUUCUUUGAAGUUUUAGAACACUUAUACAAGAAGGUACUUCUUGGAGCCACACUUGAAAAUGACAUCCAUGAUUACAUCUUUUAUCUGAACCCAGCAUUUUCAGAUCAAGAUUAUUCUACAACUGCCUCCUCAGAAUGCUCACACACCUUUGGUGUCCAGGGCACGCGUGAGCCAUCCUCUGUCAGUUUGGCUACCAUUUCUGGAGCACCUGUGUGUUUGAAGAGACACUCUGAGAUGGGCAGUGCGCGAGAAAUAUUGCUUCUUCAGUUAACAGUGAUCAGAGUGAUGGUGACCAGGAUAUUGUCUGUCAAAACAGAGUUCCAUGCAAGGGAGAAAUACAGAGAAAUAAUUAAAAUUCUUUUAAAGUCAUCUGACAUCGAUUCUAAAUUAACCUGUAUGUUCCAAAACUCAGAUAAAUUGUUGUCUCACAUGGCUGCAAAGUGCCUUGCAUUACUUCUUUAUUUCCAAUUGAGAGAAAAGAUAACAUUAAGCAAUUCCUGGAUUUCUUUUUGCCAAAAAAAUCUUUCUGAAUACUCUGAAAGUGAUAAAGUAGUAUACUGCCUCUGGACUCUUACUGCUAUAAUAAAAGAAAUCUUUAAAGAUACAUGUUCACAAAAAACAGAAAUUCUAAAGCAGUUCCUGACUCCUUUUCACACUAUUUUUGAAGUUUUUUACAAUUCCUUGUUUUCUCAGCAUUUUGAAAACCACCAAGAUACUUCUAAAAUAGUAAACAGCUUGAUAUGUUUUCUGGAAUUGCUUGAACUUCUUAUAGCCUCCAGAAUCCACCUGAAGUUACAUUUCACUUGCCAGAGGAUUUUAUUUUUGAAACCUUCUUAUGUGCUAGACGUUAUUACCUGGCCUGUUCAGGCUUUUGUCAAAAGGAAGUUCAUUGUAUUCAUCAAGAAGUGCCUUCUCCGGAAAGUGGGUGAAGACCUUUGUCAGGAGUGGGUCCCUGCCUCCGUGCUGCCGGAUCAUCAUUUACAUGUGGACUUGUUGGCUUUAGCGGAUGCUGUUUUGCAAGCUGUCGAUUUGGGCUUAUUGAGGACGUUGUCUGUCCAUGGAAAACCUUCCUGCUUUGGAGGUGAUGAGGUUCAGCCUGGAAGUGAGCGUGUCCCUGGUCCAGAUCAUGUGAUCCUUAGAGCAGCGAGCUUACUUAUCAUUAAAUCCUUAGAAAUCAAGUUUCAGAACUGUGCUUCAGCAAAUGAAAUGAAAGUUGAUUUACAGAGGUUCAUGUCUGAGUUACUGACCUUCUUAAAGCCUCAUCUUAAGCCCUCUCUGCAAUCACACAGUCAGUGUGAGUGGUUGUCUAGAGUCUUCAUAGAACAAGACGAUGAUAUGCUGGAGGCUGCCAAAGCGUCAUUGGGCAUCUACCUAAAGUUGACCAGAGAACAUGAAGCUACUGAAAGCUUGACCCAAGAAAAAGAAAUGUGGAACCAUCACACACAUGAAAAUGGCUAUAAUCCACACUGUAUUUUCUUAUUCUUAUUAAAAAAUAUAGGAUUUGAUUCUACAGUUCUUCUUGACUUUUUGAUUUCAUCAGAAACCUGUUUUCUUGAAUAUUUUGUUAGGUACUUAAAAUUGCUGCAAAAAGACUGGGAUAAUUUUUUCACCAUUUGCAAGAACUUUGAUGUAACUGAAUCUAAAGACAGCGUGAAUAUUUGUGGUUGUAUCUUCUCACUUGUCCAAGACAGAAGCAGCAACCAAACAGAACCUAGUCCUUUGGCUGCUCUUGGUAGUCACAGAAAUGCUCAUGCUUGCAUCUCCUGGGUUUCUCAUGCUUCUUCUGAGCCACUGGACCAGGUAGUGAUGUCCGAGGAGACCCAUGUUACGCUCCAAGCUAAUGGUCUGUCUCCCCCACGAGCUUCUCAAAGUCUGGUAGAUUAUGACAGCUCUGAUGAUUCUGAAGUAGAAUCCACAGACCAACGUUUAUCAAGUAGUAAAACGACAUCUUUACACCAAGAAGCAAUGAAGAAAAUUCAGGACACGGUUGGAACAAGUAGGGAUAAAAAAGAAAUUAGCCUGGAGCCUCCAUCAAGGCCUCUGGUUCCAAGAGAAUCUAAUACUCCCUUCUCUGUUGAUUGCGACAUAGCCCCAAAUAAGAUUGUCUCUGGAGUGGGAAUAUCUUACAGAACAGUAAAAUGCUUCGAAGAGCUACAAGGUGCCAUUUACCGUUUGCAGAAGAAAAAUCUUUUCCCAUAUAACCCAACAGCACUCUUGAAGUUGUUAAAGCAUAUUAAGGCAAUAUAUAAUAAAAGUAUGAACCAUUUGUGAAACAGUGGCAUUUUAUUUCCAGGAACUGUUUUUUUCUAAUAUAAAUUGUGCCUUAAUGAGAUAAUAAGAAAGAAAAGAAAUCUGAGAAGGGUUUUCUAAAUCAAGGCUUUCGUUUUGCCUUUUGGAAGCAGCCUAGUGACUGAAAAAGAUCUAUCAAAUGACAAGCACUCAAUGCUGUUGUACGCCACUUGAAAUUUAUGAUAGUUCAAACUUACACACACAAUUUGCAGUGGUUACUAUAUUAGUUUGCUAGGGCUGUUGUAACAGACUACCACAGACUUGGCGGCUGAAAACAACGGAAAUUUGUUCUCACAGUUCUGGAAGCUAGAAGUCCAAAAUCAAGGUCAACAGGGCCAUGCUCUCUCUCAAGGCUCUAGGGGAGAAUCCUUCCCCGCCUCUUCCUGGUUUCUGGUGAUUGCUGCCAACCCUUGGUGUUCCUUGACUUGUAGCUGCAUCGCUCCAAUCUCUUCCUCCAUUGUCGCAUGACAUUGUCCUUGUUUGUGUGUCUGUAUCCAGUUUAUUCUUAGAAGGGCAUUGGAUUGGGCCCCACUCUCAUCCGGUAUAACCGCAUCUUAAUUUGAUUACAUUGACAAGGACCCUACUUCCAAAUAAGGUCACAUUCACAGGUUCUGGAUGGACAUGAAUUUUGGGAGGGACACUGUUUAACCCAGUGCAGUUAUUGUGUCCUCUGGGGUAUUUACAUGUAAUGUGAUAUGUAAAAAGUUUAAAAUCUUAGGUUUUUUUUUAAGAGAGGUGAUCAGGUCUAUGUAUAUGUAUGUAUAUGGUUUAUGAACAUGAGUCUAAUUUUUAAAGAAAUUUUAAUCACUAGGUAAUUGUCCUAUUUAAAAUUCUGAUAUGAAUAAUUAUAUGCUGUCUUUUUGACAGGAGACAGUAAAGUCAAGUUUUGAUAUGUUUAUUGAGUUUGUAUAAUAAGAACUGCAACUGUAUUGUGCUGAUGAGUCUGUCAUUAAAACACUCUGAAAUGUCCUUAGAGUAUUUUAUAAAUGAUCCUUUUGUAGAGAAAUAUAAGGAGGACUGAACCCACCAGGUAUUAAAAUAUAUUUUAAGGCCGUGGUAAUCAAAACAGGCUCGUCCUCAUUCAUGUAGAAAUAGAAAGAUCAGUAGAACUAAACAGAGGAUUGCUAAUUAAAAUUUUUAACAAUGAGAUGCUAACAUUAACCAAAUAUAAAAGCAGAGGUCAAACAGUUUAGUAACACAGUUGGGGGUAUACAUUGGGGCAGUUUCUACAUAAAUUAAAAAGCACAUCAAAGAAUGUAUAUUCAAGGAUGUUCAAUGCCAUGUUGUUUGUAAAAGAAAAAGACUAGAAAUAUGUGGUUAAAUAAGUCAUAAUAUAUAUACGCAGUGGAAUAGUAUAUACUUGUGGAAAGAGUGAGCUGUGUCCAUGUUUAUAGAUAUGAAACAUCUGCAGUAAAGAACAAAAGUGAAUAUACUGGGCUCCCAUUUGUUUAAGAAAAGAAGAUGGGGCAGGAGUAAUACACAUAUAUAUACUUUUGUGUGUUUAUAAAAUAUUUAUGUAAGAAUAUAUAUGAAAGUUUACUAGUAGUUGCCUGAGGAAACAGAUUUGAAGUGGAAGUUUUGACUUCUCAUUAUAUAGCUUUUUCUAUUAUUUAUUUGUUUUUAACUGGGUACAUAAUUUUUUUUCAGUGAAAAUAAACUUCUAAGGAAAGAAAAAGAAAACAAAACCAACCUG